CACCACAGAAGGAGAGGAGCUGUGGUUUCAGUUCAUUUACCUCUGUAAGCAGUAGAGCUUUCUCUCUGAGAGUCAGAACACUUUAUGAUGGAAUCUGCAGAAGACCAUCUCAGCUCUUUCACAGGAUCUGCACACCCUCCUCCUCCUGCUGUCUCGCUGCUUCUGGGGGAUGUGCAGACAGAAACAGCUGGAGGGACAUCAGGGUCUUUGGGAGAGAAACAUGUGAAGAAGGAGGAACAUGAAGAUGAAGGUUACCUCUGUUGGAUGUCCAGCUCUGUAGGACUCAUCAACCCUGUUGACCAACAGAAACAUAUAAAGAAGGAAGAACCUGAAGAAAUGAAAGAUGCCCAGUUUCAAGCCUUCACCUGCUCCUGGUGUUCACUUUCAUACACAUCUCAAAUGUACCUCCACAAACACAUCAGAAGAUGCCACUAUGAGCAGUAUAAAAGUCUGAUCACAUCCGGAGAGAUUCCAUGUGAGAGUUCGAUGCCUAAGUGCAGCUCCAGCAUUCAGCAAACAAUCACAUCAAAUCAAGUCGCUCAAUAUCCCUGCUCCCAGUGUGGGAAGAGUUUUGACCAACAGAGUAUUCUCCAUCAGCAUCAGUGCCUUCACGCUGGAGAGAAGCCAUACUGCUGCUCCCAGUGUGGGAAGAGUUUUGUUCGACAGAGUACACUUCAGCAACAUCAGCACAUUCACACAGGAGAGAAGCCAUACCACUGUUCAGAGUGUGUGAAGAGUUUUAUUCGACACUGCGAUCUCGUGUCACACCAGCGCAUUCACACAGGAGAGAGACCGUUUCCCUGCUCCCAGUGUGGGAAGAGUUUUAUAACCAAGAGGUAUCUGAAGGCACACCAGGUCAUUCACAAAGGAGAGAAGCCAUAUCACUGCUCGGAGUGCGGGAAGAGUUUUAUCCGACGGUCAAACCUCCAAAUACACCGGCGCAUUCACACGGGAGAGAAGCCGUACUGCUGCACAGAGUGUGGGAAAAGGUUUUCCCAGCAGAAUUCCCUCCAGCAACACCAGCGCAUUCAUAUAGCCGAGAAACCAAUACAGUGUUCCCAGUGUGGACAGAGAUUUACUUAUUCAGGUGCUUUUAAUGUACAUAAAUGCCCCAACAUGGAGCCAUCAGCUUGUGUAGCAUGAAAUAACCAAGGAGUGUUGUUAUAAAGCCUGUUUAUUAAGUUAGUGUGAUUUGCUAAAAU
Hemibagrus wyckioides is the source of this 1202-nucleotide messenger RNA. Its product is annotated as gastrula zinc finger protein XlCGF64.1-like. The coding region runs from base 85 to 1143 and encodes 352 amino acids. Gene Ontology annotation, molecular function: RNA polymerase II cis-regulatory region sequence-specific DNA binding; DNA-binding transcription factor activity. The record is from RefSeq and is a predicted model, not a curated record. Lineage: Eukaryota; Metazoa; Chordata; Actinopteri; Siluriformes; Bagridae. Gene Ontology annotation, biological process: regulation of transcription by RNA polymerase II. The transcript is spliced from 5 exons.